AUGGUAUCGAGCCUCACAGUCGGCUGCGUCGACAACAAGCACGGCGUUGGCGGCUUCGCAACCUCUGGCCUCCAACGAACCGGAUACGGAUUGUACACGAACUUCGAACGGGGCGGUUUCACCGCACCCCUCUUCCUCACCGUCUCCCUGAGCCCCCCAAACUUCCCCACCCACUCCCCCGGCGACACAGACCCCCGCGUCCCGCUCGCUCUAACGGGCCCUCUCGCCCAGUACCGCGACGAAGAAGUCCUCCUCCAAAGAAACAAAGACAAGAUCACCGUCCUGAUAGACGAAAUGCUGUACCAAUCCGACCAGAUGGAGAGCGGCGGCAAGAAAGCCUGGUGGGACGCCCAGGACUUCAAGCAAAUGCUGCCCACGGGCGUGAGCUAUGAAUGCAAGCAAGCUCUCGGCGUGCUGAGCGUGCGGGAGUGCAGGACUGCGAGCUGGGAGUUCAUUAGGAAGGGCGCGCUGAAGGUGCAGGCGGGCGUUUUGGCGCCGACUUUUCAGAGCGGGAAUUGUUUGUUCAGCGUCGAGGCAGCAAGGGGCGAGGUCGAGGUGCCCUGGGAUGCCCUGCGCGCCGCCGCCGAUAUCCUCUCCUAUACGUGUUUGGAAAAGGAGGGCAGUCCGGGGAGUGGCGGGUUGGUGGUCUUUACGGGUGCGCCAGGCCCGUCGACUGGGUUUAUCUGGCCUGAUGCUCUGUUGCUUACGAUGAAGAUGCCGGGGAUUCAGGGGCAGGGGGCGAUUGGGGGGAGUGGGGGUAAUGGGGGGAAUGGGACGGCGGUCACUGCGGGAGGCCAGGGUGGAACGAAUUUGACGAGGCCCAGGGUGGUGGUGAAUGAUCCGGGUUUGACGUCUUGA
Bacidia gigantensis is the source of this 858-nucleotide messenger RNA. RefSeq lists its product as uncharacterized. The coding region runs from base 1 to 858 and encodes 285 amino acids. NCBI's taxonomy places the organism in Eukaryota, Fungi, Ascomycota, Lecanoromycetes, Lecanorales, Ramalinaceae. The record is from RefSeq and is a predicted model, not a curated record. The transcript is spliced from 3 exons.